Messenger RNA from Colletotrichum costaricense, 798 nucleotides. RefSeq lists its product as uncharacterized. The transcript has 2 exons. The record is from RefSeq and is a predicted model, not a curated record. Lineage: Eukaryota; Fungi; Ascomycota; Sordariomycetes; Glomerellales; Glomerellaceae. The annotation marks the transcript as partial.
CUUUGCGGUCAAGUUACAUCAUUCGUCUCGGUCAUCUCCAGCUCCAUUUUGCUGCGUGCCUCGUCUGCCUCGUCAUUGGUAGAUCGACAAGACAUCAACGGUCAGCAAUCGUGCGAUGAAACAUAUGCCAGGGCCGAGUCUCCCGUCAUUGUCCAAUACCAUUUGGCAAUCCACGAGUCAGCCUUUCAACUCUUGGGUAGGGCUGAGUUCACUGCCCACGCGAUUGCAGACUUACUAGGUGAAAUCCCCGGAAACUUCUCUUUCCAGCAGUCACACUAUCCCUAUCUGAGGUACCUUGAGGAAACACAAUGGGCAUCGACGAUAACUGUUGCUGCUUCUAGAAACCUGUUUGGCCAACGUCAGCUCGGCGAUGCGGGUCUGGCGCACGCAGCCCAUCUCUCGUCUUGUCAGUGUCACCCAGACCAGCCAGGGUCUGCGGAGGCAUUCUAUGUCAUGUAUAACCCUGAACAAAAGGAGUCGUCAAGUGCGCGUGGAGUUCAAGGUCUUGAGCCACAGCCGGUGUUCAUUUAUCCGUUGUCGCACUGCUACAUUCAGUUGGGCAGAUUCUUCAAAGCCAGCAACGUUGUCUUGCCGCUCAAAGUAUCGAUCUAUCGGCAGGCAGAACGCAAUUCGGGCCGUCAUUCUCUCGUUGAGCACUGUGUUCAACCCUUCAAGCUGGUAAUCGAGCAUCGGUGCCUACGGCAGACGGCGGAAAUAGCCGCUACGUGGUUGCCCGAGAGACCCUCAUACGUGCCUGGUAUCCAAUGUCGACCUAUCAGAGUUGAUUCAUAUCGCUAA